CGCAGGCGCGGAAGACGAGCGACGCGCGGCUGGAAGGCGGAUCGGCUCGGCUCGGGUUGGUGGGUGGGGGAGGGGAAUCUGGCGUAGCGGGGCUGUGGUGGGGCCCCACUUAGUGUUGGGAAUUUUCGCGGCGGUCACCUGGGCUCCUGAGGCUCUGGGGAGUACUCGGCGGUUGCCUUCGCGCCGGACAGGCUGGCGGUGUUGGGGCCGUGUGGCGCCGAGAAGGGGAACCGCUCGCGGGCACGUUCGGACUCGUGAAGCUACGUCGCGCUGAGCACUCUGGGAUUUGUAGUUCUCGAGAUGGAGCGCGCUGUGCCACACGCGGUACCUCUGGGUCAGAUGGAAGUGUUUCAGGCUCUGCAGCGGCUCCACAUGACCAUUUUUUCCCAGAGUGUCUCCCCCUGCGGGAAGUUCCUGGCAGCUGGCAACAAUUACGGGCAGAUAGCCAUCUUCAGCUUGUCUGCUGCUCUGAGUUCUGAGGCCAAAGAAGAAAGUAAGAAGCCAGUGGUGACAUUCCAAGCCCAUGAUGGACCGGUCUACAGCAUGGUCUCCACAGAUCGACAUCUGCUCAGUGCUGGGGAUGGGGAAGUGAAGGCCUGGCUUUGGGCAGAGAUCCUCAAGAAGGGUUGUAAGGAGCUGUGGCGGCGUCAGCCCCCAUACAGGACCAGCCUAGAAGUGCCUGAGAUCAAUGCUUUGCUUCUCGUCCCCAAGGAGAAUUCUCUCAUCCUGGCAGGGGGAGACUGUCAGUUGCAUACAAUGGACCUUGAGACUGGGACCUUCACACGGGCCCUCCGGGGCCACACAGACUAUGUCCACUGCCUGGCGCUGCGGGAGCGGAGUCCCGAGGUGCUGUCAGGUGGAGAGGAUGGAGCUGUGCGACUUUGGGACCUCCGCACAGCCAAGGAAGUCCAGACCAUCGAGGUAUAUAAGCAUGAGGAGUGCUCGAGGCCACACAAUGGGCGUUGGAUCAGCUGUUUGGCAACUGACUCAGACUGGAUGGUCUGCGGAGGAGGCCCAGCGCUCACCCUCUGGCACCUCCGAUCCUCCACACCCACGACUAUUUUCCCCAUACGGGUGCCACAGAAACAUGUUACCUUCUACCAGGACCUGAUUCUGUCAGCUGGCCAGGGCCGCUGUGUCAACCAGUGGCAGCUGAGUGGGGAGCUCAAGGCGCAGGUGCCUGGCUCCUCCCCAGGGCUGCUUAGCCUUAGUCUCAACCAGCAGCCAGCAGCACCCGAGUGCAAGGUCCUGACAGCCGCAGGUAACAGCUCCCGAGUGGAUGUUUUCACCAAUCUCGGCUACCGCGCCUUCUCCCUGUCCUUCUGACCUCUGGCAACACCCCUUCCAUCAUCCCAGGGAUUUAGAUUGCUUUUUUUUAUUUUAUUAAAUAAGUAAAUUUUUAGGCUAUUG
Molecule: messenger RNA, 1410 nt
Organism: Canis lupus familiaris (dog)
Lineage: Eukaryota; Metazoa; Chordata; Mammalia; Carnivora; Canidae
Gene: THOC6
Product: THO complex 6
Exons: 13
Coding region: 301-1326 (341 amino acids)
Biological process (GO): mRNA export from nucleus
Cellular component (GO): THO complex; transcription export complex
Molecular function (GO): protein binding
Source: RefSeq, a predicted model, not a curated record